AUGCCCAAAAAAAGGGGUCCUCCCAAGAAGGGUCCUUCUACCUUUUCGAAGCCUGAACCAAUCUCGAAACCAGUCUCCAAAAAGUCAAAUGCCCCGCCAGAAGCCUCUUCGCCUGCUCUUCAGUCUGAAGAGGAGCAGCAGCGUCUUCUCGAUAUCUUUUCCAGUACCUUCAGCGAUGUUCUCACCUCAGAUGAUUUCUCCAAGCUUCUUCAAGAGAUAAAGCAAGCUUUGUUUAAUCGAGAAUUUGCGACUGCUUUUGGGAGAGAGGACUAUAUUGAAGCAUAUGCUGCUCGAUGGAGCCCCACGCGAGCCCUGUGUUAUGCUACUGUCUUUCUAAGCAUCAAGAAGCAUCUGAAAGAUAUUCUGUUUCCAUUUAAGGGAGCUGUGAACGAGGAGCCGCAGCUAGCUAGUGCGAGUGCGGUGUCAGACUCACAAACGGUGGCGGAUCCAGCUCAAGACGACGCAAAGGAUAACCACGAAGAGAGUCAACCUGCUGAAAUAGAAUCAACUCAAAAUCUCAAACUUGACAAUGCCUCUUCGGGAAAAGAGCCUGCUCUACACAUGCUAUCUGUCGGUGGAUGUGCAGCCGAGCACAUCGCCUUUGCCUCUUAUCUCCAGACAACUUCGACCAGUGGCUGUCUAACACUCCUCGAUUCAGGUCCAUGGGCAACAGUUGUCUCUCUCCUCGAAUCCAGCACUCUCAACCCACCUCCUAUUUCAAAAUACGCUUCUGCAGCUCGUCAAGCUUCCAACCACCCCCUCCUGGAAAAGGAUCAGCUCUCCCUUAAUUUUGUUCAACUGGAUGUCCUAGAUCUCGACAUGGAAUCCCUAUCAGCCCAGUGUGCCAAUGGCCAAGUGCCCAUUGUCUUGACUAUGUUCUUCACGGUCAAUGAACUCUACACAACAGCGGGUAUCGGCAAGACAACCCAAUUUCUAAAGAAUCUCGGGAAAGUCCUUGCGCCUGAUAGUCUGGUUCUCGUGGUGGAUAGCCCAGGAAGCUACUCAGAAGCUGCACUGGGGAAAGAGAAAAAGAAAUACCCUAUGCAAUGGCUACUUGACCAUACCCUUGUAGAAACCGAUACGCCGGGAUACUCGUGGGAUAAGCUACAGUCGGACGAUUCUCUCUGGUUUCGUCUACCAGAAGGUCUAUCAUAUCCGAUCCCCCUCGAGAACAUGCGCUACCAGAUGCACUUGUACCGCUUGCAUAAGUCCUGA
Messenger RNA from Fusarium sp. VM40, 1215 nucleotides. Lineage: Eukaryota; Fungi; Ascomycota; Sordariomycetes; Hypocreales; Nectriaceae. The record is from the annotation of a GenBank genome assembly.